Messenger RNA from Porites evermanni, 28729 nucleotides. The record is from the annotation of a GenBank genome assembly. Lineage: Eukaryota; Metazoa; Cnidaria; Anthozoa; Scleractinia; Poritidae.
AUAAUUGAAUUGUGGGAAAAACAACCUCGUCUUGUUGGUUACGAAAAAGCGAAAGAUGUCAAACAUUUCGGAGGGAAAGAAGCGAUAUUCAAACAUCUGUAACAAUAUAUUUUCAUAUACAACUAUGUGAAUAGAUACUUCUGGAUCUCCCGCAGUGAUAUUUAUCCUGCUAAGACAACUGCUUCCUGGAGGUAUUAUACAAGAAUGAAGAUGAAUUUUUGUAUCUGGGUAGGCAUCAUCCACGCUAUCCUAACGGCAACGCAGCCCAAAGAUGAAUUAUUUAGGAAGGCCCAGCCAUGUUCGUUAAUCUCAGAUGAAUAAGUACGAAGUCCUUGGAAUUGUAGGCGAAGGUAUGCUCUCUUUGAAUUAGUGUGUUAUUGCAGGCAUGGUAAUGAAUAUGAAAUUGGGUUAGGCUAGGUGUAAUUUUAAUGUAAUCACGUAAACGUCUUUUUGAGCUUAGUUUAUUAUGUUUUGUGUGCAGAAACUAAGAGUGUAGCUUGGUGAUUCAAAUCUGAGCUUCUUUUUUGUCAUCCUUAGGAGCCUAUGGAGUCGUUUUAAGAUGCAGACAUAAGGUAACUAUAUGAAGCCUUUAUUAUCUGUUUUGUGUUGAAAAUCACAGCCAGCUUUUCAUGUUUUAUCUGAUGCACGAGUUCACACAGAAAGGAUCAGUGUGCAUUUUAGUCAUUUAUCGGUGUUUUCGUUUUUCUCUUGCCUCGAUCAUUUCGAAACUCGGUGACCAAUUCGAUGCUCAGGCCAGACUAGACUACAACACAUCACUUGUCUGCACGAUAGCAAAGCUCAGAUUAUGUCGUCAAAUUGUUUACAUGAUUGAUGUCAUGGUUCAUUUGCUACAAUAACAUGAUGAUAGGUGAGAGCUUUAAACUUCCGAACUGUCAACGUACGAUACUCCUUUAUUUUUAUACUUAGGGCCAUGGGAAGUGUUAACUCAUUUGUAAUAUUAUUCAUGACCCUUGAUCGAUCGAUCUAGUCAGUAAUAGAUCUGUUAAGUUUCCUUAGUUUUUGAGGCAACAAUUCCCAGACGUUACUUUGUAGCAAGUGGAAACUUGUAGUGGAGUCCAUAUGUAACAUUUUAGGCUUUAUACACAUGUAAAAUUCGUUAUUCUCAGUUGAUUAUCAUUUUCCUUUGUCCCCUGGUCCUAAAUAUACUUUAAUUAGUGCUAGGAGACAGAGGAAAACAUUUGUGAAGUGAUCAGUUUUGGGGUGACUAUGAAGAGAGAAAAUAUAUUACUUUUUUUUUCCCAGUAGUCCUGGCCUUGAUCGAGGGAAAGUUUAACAUCAUUUUCACUAUUUUUUGGUGUGUGCUUUUACCGGACAUGCCAUGAGAAACAACAAACUAUCUGCAUUGUUGUGCUUAUUCUUGUUGAAGUGCUUACAUGACCUUUUUUAGAAUGAAAAUCAUGUUUCAAGUUUCAACUUCAUGUUUGUGUCCCCAGGAGAAGGUUUACUAGCAAAAGAAAUAAGAAGAGGGAUACUAACUUUUUGUGUGUGUAUUGUCAGCAAAGGGUAUAUUUUAGCAUUUUGGUCUGAAAUUGGGUAAAGAUAUAAACUUUUGAAGAGUAAGGAUUGUAGAGGAAGGAUUGCAAUUAUUGGUUUGGUUAACAUCCGUAUCUGUACUAAGUUUCUGUUUAUUUGUUUUCUCAAGGAAACAAAUGAGAUAGUGGCCAUCAAGAAGUUUAAAGAUAGUGAAGGUAAACACAUAGUUAAACCAAUUUGCAUUUGGUUCAAAAUUAUGUUUUUUAAUUGUAGUGGUGAAUUCAAUAGGCGUUAUCGCAGGUUUGGAAGCCAUCUUGAUGAGUAGGCAACUGCGUGGGAAAUUACAGUGUUUGUAUAAGUAUCUAAUGUCAAAUAAUAUCCGUAAACGGCUGUUCUGAAAAAAAUAUGAACUAAAGCUGCACAGGAAAGGAUUUUACUUACAAAUUUUGUGGGCCGUUACUGUGCUUAGAUUUCUCCAGAUGCUUGCUUUAGAUUUUCCAUAAAUUUGUCUGCAAUUUUUCACGGGAAAUUUUAGACGGCAGUAAGAAACAUUUUUACAGACAAAUGUAUAGAAAAUUUUAAAAAGUGGUUCUAGCGUUAGGAGUGAAUCUUUAGUUUACAAUUCAUAUUUUUUUCAGAACAGCCAUGUUACAGAAGUUAUUUGACAUUAGAUUCUCAUACAAACACUGUAAUUUCUCAUGCGGUUGCCUACUUGCCAAGAUGGCUUCCAAAACGGUGAUAAGGCCUAUUGAAUUGAAGUUGAGCUCUGAAUAUGCUGUCAACUUGAUUCUGCCAAUUCACCUGGUAUUUAGUUUUAAAAAAACCGAGCCUGGCAGCUGGUAUAUCAGAGGAUAAAGCCAAAGACUGAUCUAUUCUCUAAAAGUUGAAAAAUUGACAGAAAGGAGAAGCUUCUAGGGCAACUAAAUUUUGAGGAAAAUCUUUAAAAGGUAUGUUUCUCUAAUACAUCAGCAAGCCAGAGAGGGGUUUAUUAAUUUCAUUUUUUUAGCCCAAAUACACUUGUAGGGGUGAAUAAGUUGAGAAAAAGAGAAAAAAAGCCACUGGUGGUGGUAAAACUGUGUUUGUUGAUUACAAUAACAGUAAUGGUACAUUGACUGGUUUAUUUGUAUUUAUUUUAACUGUGACAGGGUGUGUUUUGAAAUUUGAAGCAAGUUUUUGUGCUUGAAAUGUACAAAAAGAAACAGCAAACAAAAUUGAAGUUGAAAUUUUCAAGUUGAUUGGUCAGAAGCAGAAAAGCAGGGAGAUCCUUCAAAGUAUUAUCUUCAGUUUCAUUGACCUGUUUUAAUUGUUUAUCUCCAAAUAUGGAGCCAGGUUUUCUAUGUUGAGAGCCCAGAAAAGAGAAACAGAAAUAAAGGCCCAAUAACUGAAAGAUCUCAUCAUAUUAUAUUGUCCUCCAACAUUAGGCCACUUCCAAGUUCCAAAAACCCUCACUUCUAAAAUGAGGCCAAGUGCACAACCUUUCUUGUGAAAAAGAGUUUUAUUUGUAUAGGUAAUAGCAUGAUUUGUAGUGAUAUUUGGCGUAAAUACCUCAAGUGAUAUUUCGAAAUAGUUGUACCUAAUUUCACGAGCCGCAAGGCGAGUGAAAUUUGAGACAAUUUUGAAAUAUCACAAGUGGUAUUUAUGCCAAAUAUCACGUACAAAUCAUGCUAUUAUUUGUUUAUACUACUACCCACAAAAGGUUUGUAAUUUUCACAUGUAGGUAUUUCAAAUUAAGCUGAAAUACCACUGCUCUAAGCCAAUUAAAUUGCAGAAAUUUCUCGUGUAGUAGUAUAAACAAGAGAAUGAAAAAUCAUUUCCACAUCAAAGGCUGAGCACUUAACCUCGUUUUGAUACAGAGGCCCAGGGGAACUUGAAAAUGGCCUAAUAUGUAAUGCUUCCACUUAACUCUAAAGUGCCUCAAUGUACAUGAUAUUUCCAAUGGCCCCCCUUUAUUCAAGAGUACACUAAACACUGGACAAAAAGGUUAUUCCUAACUGUCUCUUGGGACCCAAUACCUGGGAAUAGCACGCUUUUUGGUGCAUUUCUUUUCCGUCGAUUUCACAGGAAUCUCAAAAUGGUUGCAUGGGAGAGGGAGUGCCUGCCCAAAAGUUGUUUCCAGUCCCCAUUCCAAUUAUCUAGUGGCCGCUGUGUGAUCUGUCAAAAAUUUGACAGAAAACUAUUCAGAUCAAACUUCACAAAUAGCUAAAUAAAUAGCUAAUAUAUUGUUCUCUGAGAUUGCAAAAUCACAACUUUACAGACACCAAAGAUCACAGUGUACAUGGGAAAUGACCAUUGCUUUUGUGCAAAGUGAAAGCAGACAUGUCUUACUAAAAUGGCUCUAAAGUUCAGGAAGCAAACUGUACUGCCAGAGAUGUUUUUAUAAGCUACCAUAAUGAGACAUAAUAGCAUCAGUCGUACAGUCACAUUUGAUCCAAUAAUGUCAAUAACGAAAGGUUUUUUGAAAUUCAUGCCCCUAGUAAGGCCCUGUUCACAAGGAGGGAGGGUAACCCUGGUGCUAGGGUUACCCUAACACUUGCAUAUUUCUUCUUUUUUCACACAACAUAUUUUCAAGGCAGGUAGUGUUACCCUACCUGUCUUGCAAACACUCAGCUAGGGAUAACGCGAAUACCCAGGGUAACUUUCUGCCAUCAUGCCAAUUUGAAUGGUAUGAUCCAAUUUCUGAGCUUAAUUUAUUAUAAACAUCUGAAAAAUAAAAAGUUAUUUUCUGUCUACGAUGAUAACAUUUUCCCUUUUUUUCGUGAAUUUAAUGUGUUUUCCGUAGAGAAUUUCCAGAUUAUUUCAAAUUUUGGACCGUUACAAAGAAUGUCACGCAUGACGAAACACGUCAGCAAAGUUGUUGCAAAGUUGUUGCAAAGUUGACCUGGGUGAUGGGGUAACCCUAACUAUGAAAUUUGCUUGUAAACCAGAGCUAUAAGUUUAACCCGCUUGCUAGGGUAGCCCUAUAGCUAGCACAAGGGUAACCCUCUUUCCUUGUAAACUGGCCCUAAGUGUUUCAUUUCAUCAAUCCUGUCCAGGUCUUGAUGGUAUGCUUUCCAUCGACAAUGCAAACCACCAAGUUCUUUUUGAACAGAGAAUAUUUCCUCUGAUCUUGAUUUCAACGAUUCGACCAAUCUUUUGUUGGUGUCCACUUCUGCUGAUGGGCAUUUGAUGUCAAAUCAUUCCUUUGUGAAUACUGUUUGAACUCUCCAAGUUUUCUUUGGGAUUACAGCCACAUAUAGUCCCACUGAAUUAGUAACCUCCAAGAUCUGAUCUUUGAUUAUAACAGUUAGUGAUUUAAUUAUGAGACUUUCACUGCCUUUUAUUGUACAUACAUACAUGUUUACAAACAAUCUCCUGUUUCCUUUGAUUGACAGUUUUCUUGCCCAACGCGAAUGUUUAUCCACUUGGGAAUCUUUUAACCAAUAGGAAUUUUCUGCACUCUCGGAAAGCAAGUAAAAACGAUUUUCAUGGUCCUCUUGGGCAAGCACUCCCUCUCCCCUCACAUGUCUCCCUCGUGCACCCCUUUCUUUCAUGUGUCUGCUACUUCCAAGCACCUGCUAUGUAAGCUAGCAAGAGAUAUGCAUCUUCAGCGGAUAUGUAUCUUCAUCUUCAGCUUUUGCCUAUUGGAGUACCCCAAGGCAGUAUAUUGGGACCUUUAUUGUAUUUAAUUUAUGUGAAUGAUCUUCCUGACUGUCAUCUGGCAAGCGAUAUUAUUCUUUAUGCGGACAAUACUGUACUCUAUUACUCAUCCAAAAGCGUCAGUGAUCUUGAACAUCACAUCAAUGCUGACUUGGGGACAGUGUCUGAGUAGUUCUCUAGAAAUCUCCUGACAUUAAAUGUAUCCAAAUGUAAUUUUGUUAUCUUUGGAAGUCCUCAGAAACUGAAUCGUAUUCAAGGCAUUUCGGUUAAAGUAGAGGGCACUAAUAUUGAAAGAACACAAUCAUUCAAAUACCUAGGCGUAACGCUUCAACAGUCUAUGUCCUGGGCAGAUCAUGUCGAUGUUAUCAGCAUGAAGAUUAAUCAGAGAAUAGGCCUAAUGAGAAGAAUCAGGAAUCUAUUGCCGCUACAAGCUAGAGUUGCCUUGUACAAUGCCCUAAUCCUCCCUCUUUUUGAUUACGGAGACGUUAUAUGGGGGGACAAGAACAAUGAGACCAUCAUGUCAGAAUUACAGAUUAUACAGAAUAAAGCUGCUAAAGUUAUGCUGGGGCAACCACCCUGAAGCUCAUCAACUGAAGCACUGAAGAGUCUAGAUCUGAAGUCACUGUCCACAAGAAGGUUUUUUCAUCGCUGCAUUGCAAUCCACAAGUGUCUUAUCGGAGAAACUGAUUUCAACUUUAAUUUUACUAAAACUCAAGCUGUUCAUUCAUGUAAUACAAGACGCUCUAAUGAUAUUCGCUUACCCCUACCCAGAACUAACUGGGGUAAACAAACUUUUAUUUUUCAUGCCGCGAAUGACUGGAACAGCCUUCCAAAUGAUUUAAAAGAGUGUAAUAUUUUAUCUAUUUUUAAAUCCAAGUUAGAAACUUUUUUAAAAGAUCUUAGCUAAUUUUAAACCUUGAUAGUUUUUGUAUAAUCUAUUUGAAGAUUUUAAAUUUUUAUAUUUGUUUUACUUGUAAACAUAUUUUACUUUUUUCUUAACAAUUAAUUAAUUAGUUAGAUUAAUGCAUGAGGGCCCCACUGAAAACUGCCUUGGCGAGUUGGGCUCCCUCUAUAAAUAUUAUUAUUAUUAUUAUUAUUAUUAUUAUUAUUAUUGUUAUUAUUAUUAUCAUUAUUCAGCGGUGUCCAGACCCUUGUCAGAGUAGGGCUGGUUUUGUAAGGUUGGUUUUGUAAAGUUGGCAACCACUUUUAUUUUUUACCAUGUGGUGACCAAAAAUUGUUAUUUUGUUGCCAGAUGGUACCCAUAUCAAAAAAAUUAAUUUCAGACCCUGUUCAGUUUAAUUUCAUUUCCCCUUAUAACAUGACAUAUUUCAGUUAAGAUAUAUCUCUUUGUUCAUGAAGUAGAACACAAUAUCAGCUCCUGGAGCUUUAAAUUGACUCUAACUUACGAAAGGGUUGGCAAGGAACAGGUUUUUUAUUUAUCUAUGAUUUGACUUUCUGUUAGAAAAUGAGGAUGUUAAGAGGACCACUUUAAGAGAAUUAAAGGUACUUCGCAUGCUGAAACAAGAGAACAUUGUGGAAUUAAGGUUUGUUAUAAAUAGAUAUAUAUCUUUAAUUUAAUUGGAUGGUUUAGUGUGUAGUAUUAUGGGAUAUUUUUAUGAGCCAUGCCGUAUUUUGGCAAGCCCAUAGGGUGAGUCAAAAUACAAGAGACGAUUAGAAAUAUCCCACGAUACUGUUUCUCCUUAGGUUCCUAAAUUUUCUCAGUCCUCUUCCUAAAAAAGUCCAGAGUUCCCAAUGAAAAAAUCCCGUAAAAAAAGACAAACAUCCACACAAGAUUUUUUUUCUAUGGCGUAAGCGCUCCUCCCCUAAAUCCGGGGACUUUUAUUUGAAACUGUCAAUCAAUCUUCCCGCGCGUAAUGUAAUUUCCGGUAAAAAUGCACUUCCGGUUCGCUCUUACAAACAGUUGUUUUAGAAAAAAGGCACAAGAAAUAAUCCUUAACAUUUUCCCCCUCCUGGAUUUACAUUUGACUGAAAAUCCAACACUUCAAUCGAUCUCUUUUACAAACAUAACCAAAUUGUUCAAAUGUUCCAAUAACUGUUCAAAUGUUAAAAUUCAAAUGUUCAAAUGUCAAAUAUUAAAAGGUUCAAUCUCUCAGAUUUAGACUUAAAAGUCUCUGUCUGACUAAACAAAUCAUGAACUGUUCAACUGUUCCUACAAGUGUUCAUGAUGCAAAUCUUUACGACUAUAGCUAGUUAGUUCACUGUUCCGUCCGGUCACUUAGUAAUCUUCAAAUUCCAACGGUGAAAUUCUGGAAAUUGGUCUUCGUUUCACCCCUCCUUUGGUUCUAACGUCUACGACUCGUACUAGUCCAUACAUUAGCUAUACGGGUAUGUGCCGCCCAAUGGGGUCGUGAUUUUGAAGCUCCUAAUUUAGAACGGGGUAUCCAUUUCAGAGGCGUUUUCUGGAACGGGGUAUAAUAUUUUGAACGCAUGAAAGCUCCAGUUUUGUAAGCGGCCAUUUAUCUUCUACUUAAAAUUGUUGCUGAUUAUGAAGAAGCAUUUAUUUGAUGUAUAAGUUGAACAAAUUUAAAAAAACGGGGCUAUUUCAAUUUACAAACUUCCUAGAACGAAGUAUAAAAAAUUGGCCCAUUUCUAGAACGGGGUAUCUGUUUUAGGGCGAAUUCUAGAACGGGGUAUAAAAAAUUGGCCCAUUUCUAGAACGGGGUAUCAAUUUUAGGGGAAAUUUUUUUUGGUAUGGGGUGCCAAUUUGGAGUCCCAGGCGGCACAUACCCACCCAAAAAAUACCCAAGUGCGCCCCCCAGGGUCUGGAUCAAUUACCAACACCACGUCCCCCACUGUUAGAAUCUUUGAAGGUUGGAACCACUUUUGCCGGGAUCCAAUACUUGGCAAAUACUCUCUCAUCCAACGACUCCAUACUCUACGAAUCAGUUCCUGUAUUCGUCUCCAUCGUCUACGCACACUGACUGCCGUCGUAUCGACUGUGUCUGGGGCUAGCUCUCCACCCAUUUGGCCAAUUAAGAAAUGGUUUGGGGUCAGCACAGGCUCGUCAUUGACAUCUCCACUAACCGUAGUUAAAGGCCUCGAAUUUAACAAACUUUCGGCCCCAGUAAACACGGUUUGUAAUUCUUCAUCAUUGACAUCAACUUCGUUCAAAAUUGCAUAAAUUGCCCUCUUGGCUGACUUGAUCAUUCUUUCGAAGACACCGCCAAAGUGUGGUGCUUCGGGUGGGUUAAACUGUCACUCAAUUCCUUGGUUGGAAGUAAGCCUUAAAAUUUUGUCUUGGUCCAUGCUAUCCACUAACUCCUUGAUUUCUCGUGCUGCUCCGACGUAAUUACUUCCAUUGUCACUGAGCAUCAACUAAGGCCACCCUUGUCUAGCCUCCAUACGCGUCAGCGCAUUUAAGCAAGCAUCCGUCUCCAGGAAAGCAGCCAUUUCCAAAUGACAACAGUGUGUCUGUUAACACACAAGUAAGCAAAGGUAGCGCUUCACUCGUGGUCUACCUCGUCCUUGCAUCAUGUAGAAUAGUCCUGCAAAAUCUGUCGCACAAUUUGCAAAUGGUUUCUGAGUUAUCUCUAAUUGUAUUCUAGGUAAUGGUGCCAUUUGUUGUCGUGCUGGACAGCCCCUGAAUCUUCGGUUACAUUCUGCACAUUCCUUGAUACAUUUCUUCACUUGUUGUCGUCCUUGAAUCACAAAGUACUUCUCUCGUAAAUGGUUUAAUGUAAAGUUCACUCCCAUCUCGUGAUCUUCCCUCUCAUGAUGAUACUUCAUGAUUAACUUGGUAACGAUGUGAUUCUUUGGAAGGAUGAUUGGAAACUUCAUCUCUUCUGGCAAAUCAUCUGAAUAUCGCAGUCGCGUGUUUGAUCAAAGGAGUCCCCCACAUAACUUUGGUGUAAUCUUUAGUAACGUACUCUUACUUGGGAGAGGCUUGUUGUUUUCAAGUGCUCUUAUCUCGUCAGGAAAGCACUUUUGCUAAGCCGCCCUGAUGAUUUUCUCUUCUGCUUGAUUAAGUUCCCUUGGGUUCAACUCCCCACUUUCUCGAUUGUUUUGAGGCUUUUUGACAUUUGCUAAGAAUCGAUUAAUCCAACCAGUCAGCCGCACCAAAGACAUUCCGAUCUCCAGCUUUCCUUUUGGCUUGGUUCUGUACCAUUUUGAAUACUCCAUUGGGUCUGGUGUGCUCUUUGGUUUGACUGUUUCCACGUAAUAGCUGCGUGCAUUCAUGCUUAGCUCCUUUUCCACGAGCUGUUCUCGUUUCUCUGAUUUAACUUCUUUGUAAGCUUCUGGGGCUUUUCCAAAUUUCCUCUCUGGCCACUCAUCUUCUCUACGUUUUAGAAACGGGGGCCCAUACCACCAGCAGUCAUCCUUAACUGGCUCUUGAACUGAAGCUCCUCAAGUACGUCCCUUGAUCCGCAGGGUUGAGUUUCGUUGGAACGUACCGCCAUUGGUCUGGACUGCUCUCGUCAUGAAUUUCCCCAACCCGGUGGGAUACAAAAGGUUUAAAAUUUCGACUCGGUCCUUGGACCCAAAACCCGACAUUUUCGCUGUCCACCCAAAAUGUGGCCUUGUUCCUAGGAAUCUCCAGUGCUGCACAUAUCUUCAGUGUCAGUCGGAGACCAGUCAGUGCUCCCAUGAGUUCUAACCACGGAAUGCUCAUGGCCUUCAAUGGCGCCAACCUUGACUUUGCUGCGACUAAUCUUGUGCUAAAUGUUCCAUCUUCAUACUCAUGGCGAACGUAGGAUGCUGCGGCAUAAGCCUUCUCAGACGCGUCACUGAACGUGUGAAUAGUAACAUCUCGAAGUUCCUUGUCUUCCUUCAGACCUCGUAAAACACGGACCGCACCAAGUUCUCCAAGUUCCCCGAACCAUCUUUUCCAUUCCAUUUUAAAAUGAUCUGGCAAUUCUUCAUCCCAUCCGAGAGCUUCAAUCCAAGCUUCCUACAUCAGCAUUUUAGCUCGCACUACGAAGGGCGUCAGAAAUCCAAAGGGGUCAUAAAUUGAGGCCGUUUUCUUCAGCAUGUUCCUCUUUGUUAAUACCAAUUCGUCUGGGGGUGGAACAAAGGAAAAUGAGAACUUGUCUUCCUGAACAAUCCACUCGACUCCCAAGGUCUUCGUCACUGGAAAUUCUUUCUUUUCGAGAUCCACUUUAGUUGCUCGAUCAGCUUCUGGUAUGUCCAUGAUAACUUCAGGCUUCUGAGAGAUCCAUUUGCAAAUGUGAAAUCCUGCUUUAUCUCCAAGCUCGGUUAACUGCUGUCGCAUCUCCUUUGCUGUUUCCACCAUUUCCACUGAAGGCAUCAGGUCAUCCAUAUAACAACUGUUCUUCACCGCUUCAGCUGCUAGAGGAUACUCUGCUCUGUGAUCAUCCAAAUGCUUCUGCCACACAUACUGCGUACAAAAAGGACAGUAACACCCUCCGAACACAUAUCUCAAGAAUUCGUAAACUUCUGGCUCCUUGCUCUGAUCCAUAUUUCUCCAUAGAAACUGGUGUAGUGGCCUGUCUUCAAGAGUAAGGGCAAGCUGAUGAUACAUUUGACUUACGUCACCCACCAGGGCAACCAGUUCCUUUCGAAAUCUGACUAGAAUGCUAAACAUGUCCACUUGCAGUUUCGGUCCCGGUAACGCUUCGCUGUUCAAACUCUUUCCUUGAAACUUAGCUGACGCAUCAAAUACAAUCUUCGUUUUCGUUGUAGUCCCGUCAGCACGCACAACGGGAAAAUGGGAAAGUAACCAUUCUUCAGUGGGUGUCGGCUCAUCUGGCGGCACUCGGCGGAUGUUAUUCUUCUCCAAAUAUUCUUCAAUGACUUUCUGAUAGGACUCUGCUAUUUCUGGAUUCUUUGCCAAUUUUUGCUCUGUGGACUCCAAGCGCUUCUCAGCUAACGGCCUGUUGUUUGGAAGGCUUGGUCGCUCAUUCCGCCAAGGAACAGCUACUACGUAAUGAUCAUUCUCGAACUUGAUUGACUUGCUCACUUUAUGCCAGGCUGCUGUUUCAUCAGUAGUCAUAACCGGUUUAGGAGGUGUAAUUCCCAUGGUUUCCAGGUCCCAGAAUCUCUUCAACAACGCAUUCAAAUCAUCUGACUGUUCCACUGUCGGUGCCACUUCUCCAAACUGUUGCAUGCGAAAAGUAUGACACAAACUGGUGUUGUGAUCUGCUCCUGUGUUCUCCAUAUUUAUCCUCCCCACUGCCGUCCACCCCAGAGGACAAAGUCGUGCACAUGGCUCCUCGGCUCCACCAAUCACUUCUCUCUUGGGGUACAUCAAUUGAUAGUUAUCAGUUCCGAGCAACACAUCAAUCUUUCCCCGAUUCGCAAGCUUUGGGAAUGGAAUGUCCUGCAAAUGGUUCCAAUUGCCCUUAAUCCUAACCCAGUCAACUGCUUUCAUCCCACCGCAGAUUUUCUCAGAAGACUGUGCUACAAUCUUAGCGUCCACACUACCGUCAACACUCUCUAAUUCAAUAGUGAAUGUCAUGGAUGGAAAACGAGCUUCCUGAUCAUUAGCAACGUUCACAGUUACCAACUCUUUCUCCCCUUUGACUCCGAGCUCCUCAACUACAUCUUCAUUAACAUAUGUAGUGUCACUUCCCUCAUCCAAGAAACAAUUGACAAGAAUUCUCUUCUUACCAUGUUUCAAGAUUGCUGGAUCAGUUCGCAGUGCCACCUUUUCUGCUUUCUGUAUUUUUAGCGAAGUUGAAUUGGUGUUAGCAUCCCCCUCCGUGCUAAGCCCGCCGCUUUGUUCUCGAGUUCCUUGUGACAGAAUGUUGUCAUCUCUGUUUGACUGGAUUUCCCUUCUUCCUUGAAUUGUCCUGGCCAACUGAAGCUGGGUUGACUGGGACUGGGUUCCCUGAGGCCGUGUUCCUUGAGGCUGAGUUUCUUGAGGCUGAGUUCCCACGGGUCGAGACUGAGAGUUGUUUCCAUUUCGAUUCCCAUGUAACAACCGGUUGUGUCGGUCCUUGCAACCAUCAAUGUUACACACUCUACUUCUUGGGCACUCCCCUCCCAGAUGAUCAUCACCCAAACAUCUGUAACAGAGUCCUAGUUUUUUCGCCGUAGCCCAUUUUUCCUGAAUUUUUCUACUUUUAAAGAUAUCGCAAUUCCAUACAGCAUGGCCUUCUCCACAUACUUUGCAUGUUCCCCUCUUUUUGUCAUCAGUUCGGUUACUUCCAAAAGACUUACUUCUUCAGUUGUGAAAUUUGCCGCUUGAAUUUCCUGAUUUUAAACCAUGUUUAAUUUCAGUUGCUUGAAUCUGAUAUUCAGCCUCUUCUGCAGUCCAAUCUUUGAGUGUAAUUAGAGACUCGACCCUUCUAUUUUCUUUUACCCAGCGAAUGUAUUGAGAUAACAAUUUCUCUGUCAGUUUUUCAAGAAUGAUAGUGUACAAAGUUCCCGCUUCUAAAUCUGCCGCUCUAUUGUUCUCCUGUAGAUUUAUCACUGCCCUCUCCAACAUGUCUGCAAAUUUUUCCAAUUCUUUUGAAUUUUCCUCUCCGAUUGGCUUCAGUUUUAUUAAUUCGUCUACAUGACACUGAAUUUCCCUACGAUUUCCACCGUAUUUUCUCAACAACCUCGACUUAGCAGCUUCAUAAGCAGCCUCAGAAUAUCCUAAACCUUUACUCGUUUCUAAAGCUUCGCCCGCUAAACAUGCCUCCAAUCUCAACAUUUUAAACUGAGCAGACAUUGCAGUUGCAUCCAUGCAACUCGUAAAUGUUGCGUUCCAGUGCUGAAAUUCAGUUUUGUUCCCGCCAAAUGUUGGAAUGCGAAUUCUUUCUAGGUUAUUCACCCCACUAUCAACCUUCCUUUGCGGCAAACUGGUGUUAGAGUUACUCGAGUAAGAUGGUGGACUUACCGGCCGUGUGUUCCGUGUUACUGAAGUCAAGACGUGAUGAGCGGCGCUAGCUUCACCUUCAAUUUUUUCGUUUAAUUCAUCCGCUUCCGUUAAUUGUGUCACAGAUUGCCGCCAUCACCAUCUCUAUAACACUUGUUCAGGGAACUGUUUCUCAAAAGUCCCAAUAAUCAACGGGCCGGUAAGGCUGUUGAUGUUUGCAUGCAAGAUAGAGCUUUCAAUGGUUUUGCAUCUAACAUGACUAAAACUAUAAGUUAAUGAAACAAAAUGGAGUAGUUUGCUAGCCAGGAACUGCACUCUUAUUCUUUAUAUUUCAAUUUGAAUAAUUGAUUUCGGGCUUGAAAAGUUACCUGGGCCCAAGGUCUGUUUUCAUCUUCUCUGUUGUAUUUUGAGCUUAUAAUGUUGUAUGCUCAGGCUAUUUUUGAUAAAUGUUGACAUUUCAUUGUUGUUUAGGCAACUUUAUUCUUAAGAAAAUUAUAUGGUUUUAUUCAGUUUAAGCUUUCGGGAAACGAUGCAUUUUCUGCCACUUGCGACGUUUGUAGAAAACUGGUCAAACCAGUCCUCUGGAGUACAAAUACUGUGAGAUAUUUGUAUUCAUUUUAGGCGUUAUUUGUACAGUACUCUACUGAUAAAAGUUGAAUAAUAAAACAUAAUUAUAUUAAAAGGCUUCUAGCAAUGUGUUGACACCCAUAAUUUUCCAUUUCCUUUCAACUCCUCUCUAAUAAUUUAUUAAUGAGUCAGUAAGAUAUGUACAUGUAAAUAAAGAGGUUCCUGGAAAUAUGACAAAAUGAUGUCUGUUAAACUUCUAGAUUCGCAUAAUUGCAAUAAAAUAUAAUUACAAUAAAGUAUAAUACAGUGUCUCCUUGUGAUAAAGAGGGCCAAUAUUUUAUUUGAGAUGAGAUGGUCAGUUACUUGUAAAAAGAAACAAGAAAAAUUUGGAGUAGCAGGGUGGAAAGAAAGUCAGUUGUACAGCUUGCUCUUUGGGUAGCUGUGGGUAGCAUGUAUAUACUAGCCCAAAAGUCAUUUUAUACUAUCCUGGAAAACAAUGUUGAUGAGCAGGAUUAAUAAUUGAUUAUUUAUUUAACUAAUUAAUUACACCAUUAGUUGAUAAAUUACUUGUUCAGUUAAUUCAGUGCUGAGUGUAAGAAUAUCCUGGUAGGGACUGAUAAUCACUUUGUUACACCAUAGCAAGGUGAUGAAAGCUCAGUGUUUAUUACAAACCUCCUUUGGCAGCGAGACUAGGAAGUCUUCCUUUCAAGUCAACAUUAUUCUUAUGAGUAAAACUUGGCUUGCUUAAAAGACCUAGACUUGGAAAGUUUUGAUGUUACUAGUAAAAGCUUUCCAAGUUUUCCCAUUUACACAUGUUAAAUUUCCCUUCCAAGGAAAACUUGCCUGAAUUUGUAAAUGGGUUCUUAGAUUUAUUUAACUUUUGACUUGAUUUUUCCUUGUUUGCAGGGAAGCUUUUCGCAGGAGAGGAAAACUGUAUUUAGUGUUUGAAUAUGUGGAAAGAGUAAGUUAGUGUAUCUAGAAACAAUUUUGUGCAUGCAGUACAAAUCAUUGCGUACUGGUUAUUUAAAACAUCAUAUGAAAAGACAGUAAUAACAGGAUUUAAUAAGUUUAAAAAUUUGCUUGUAGAAUAUGCUUGAAUUGCUGGAAGAAAUGCCCAAUGGAGUUCCAUCACACAAAGUGAGGUUAGUCAAAAUUAAAUUUAAAAAAUAAAUAAAUAAAAAGCAGGGGUCUGAUCCUACAUGUAGGUUGUUUUUCUCCUCUGUUAACUUCUCAGGGUCUCUCGAGAGUAUGGAAUGAGUAAUUAUUAGUAUUUAUGGGUCAAAAGUAUAGUAUGUAAGUUAAGUAUAUACUGUUCAUGCAGCACCUCUGGCAAAAACAAAGUGUACAUAAUGUCCACAGUUUAGUUAUUGGUAUUCACUGAUUUAUAAUUUGCUUCCCAUAAACAAGCUACAUCGUGUGUCUUUUGGUAUUAUGCAUCCAAUUCAAAAUGAUUGUUUUACCUUAGUUUAUUCAGAUGCACUUUUAUGCUAAGUGCUGAAAGUUUAGUUGCAGUGUUAUGCAUGCACAGGUUCACCUGAUUGGGAUUUUUUAUUUGUAAAUUCCAAGAAAUCAAAUUGCAUUGCAUGGGAGAACUACAUUGUAUAAAUCUUGACCUUUCCAAUCUUGAUUGCCAGAAAUAGCUGUCAGCAACCAAAAAAACCACCUACAUAGUUUUUAAUAAACUUAUGGGAUUCUUUAGCUGCUAAAUUGAACAUUAUUUAUCCACAUUCCUCCAAACAUUCUGACAAACCUGCUCCCACAACUUCAGUUGUUGUUUUUGUCACUACUUUUUGACUUGUGACCUGAUUGGUCUGAUCCAGAUGACUGGAAGGUUGUACCUUCUCCAGACGCAAUUGUCUGCGGACUCUGAUGUAAAUUACUUCCUGCACUUCCCUGGUAAACCAGUAUGGAUGUGUUUCUGUGUAUUCUUAAGUUCUUUGAUCUGGUUCUUAGGAAUAUUCAAGUCCAGGAAAGUUUGCCAGCCCUACACUUAAAAAAAAAGUGAGCGGGUUGGAAUUAUUGCAACACUGUAGGGUCCUAACCGUAUUGUUUCUUAUGAAACUUAACUACGAUUCUGGCCCCGGUUGUUCAAACGUUGGAUAGCGCUAUCCAGCGGAUAAAUCACUAUCCAGCGGAUAGCGUAAUUGAUUUCCGUAAUACUUACCGGCUGGAUAGUGAUUUAUCCGGUGGAAAGCGCUAUCCAACGUUUGAACAACCGGGGCCUGGCAGUUUUUAGUAAUUGUUGCUAAAAUUUAUUGGGUAGUCCACAGACUUGCAUUUUGUACUGGUGCCAAACUAUGUGAUGAUAUGACCAGAAAAACUCACAAACGUAUCUUAAUCAGUUGAUGGAUGGAUCUUUACUAACUUAGUCUGUGGUGUCUUGUUUCAUUUUCACCCUCCCAUGUUUUGUCUCCUUGUGGCAGCUGGUUUGCAAAUAAUACUAGUAUACAUGCAUUUUACAUACUUGACUCUUUUAGAAUACAUGUAAGGUCACUGCUUAUGCUUUAAAUCUUCUCUCUCUAGGGGCUAUAUUUUUCAGCUCAUUAAAGCCAUUAAGUGGUGUCACCAGAAUGAUGUGAUUCAUCGAGGUAUUUUUCCCAUUUUAAAACUUGUCAUGAUUGUUGGCUCUCCUGAAAAUAGUAUGUCUGCUUCUUAGGAAGAUCCACUUGGCAGAAUUGUAGGGGACAGUGGUGUCCUUGGGGUAUAAUGUCUUGUGCUUGAUUAGUAGGAUCAAUAUUUAAACAACUGGUUUUCACUAUAUUAUGAAAAAAGGAAGUUGGGCUGUUUAUUAUAUUCAGCUCGUUUCAACUUGAAGCAUGUCCAAAUAGAUUAUAUAUUAGUAUUCAGCCUUCAAUAGUUACUGUAAUGUGCUUUAAAGAGAAAUAAGUGAGUUACUGAAUAUGUUAUUUUUGUUUGAAAUAUUGACAGGACAGUCAUGAACACAAUUUAAAGUACAUUAAAUUACUUGAAUGGGAAAAGUUAAAUAACAUCAUACACCUCUACCUAGUAGAAAAACCUUUCAGUGCUUGAUGCAAUUGAAAGGUGGAACACGAUUACUUGAUACCGCAAUGAUUGAAUUAAUCUUAUAUAUUCAUUUCUACUUUUUGUUGCCAGAUAUUAAACCAGAAAAUUUGUUAAUUAGCAAUGAUGGCAUCUUGAAGCUUUGUGACUUUGGUAAGAUAAAAUAAAAUUCUUUAAGAAAAAAUAGAUGAGAUUGUAAAAGUAAAAGUUGAAAAGUAUUUGUGAAUUAAAAAUUAUUAUAAAUUGUUGACAUGUUAUGUAUGUUAUGCAUUUUACUUUCUGUUGCAUUGUUAAAAACAGUUUUUUAAAUGCUCCUGUCACGCAGCAUCAUCAAGUGUUGAGUAGAGUCUUACAAUCAACUGUUGACUGAUCAGUAUGUUUGUUUAUUAUCUAAGCCUGUGGUAUGAGGUAAUAGAGAGCACAUAGGUAAUUUUCAAUCGUAUUUAAUCCUAUAUUUAUUAUAACCGCAGGUUUUGCUAGAGCCAUGACUGUUAAUGGCAGUGGUCAGUUUACAGAUUAUGUUGCUACUCGUUGGUAUAGGUCUCCUGAACUUCUUCUGGGGUAAGCUAGGAAAACACAUGACUUUAUAACAGCAACCUCACGUUGUCAUGCUUUUAUUCUUAAUUUUCAUAUAAUUUCUGUGCUUGACACUCAAAAUGAAAUGAUUUCCACACAAGAGGCACAAACUUUAAUACCCUUCUUAGAGAGCAAUUGAUGUGCUCUAGUAUUGCUUGGUGGGCCAACACUAUCUUGGCCUUUGCACAACACUGUAUUAAGGAAUCUUGCAGUUUCACUAGAAUAAAAAUGUAUAACUUUUAGCGACUAGAAUGCUUACUCUGGUGACCAAAAAUGAAAACUUGGAGGCCAGCUGGCCACAAGAUUUUUUUCUGAAAGUUGAGCAAUGAAGUGCCCUAGUAAACAACACCAGAAAUAUUGUUAUUUUUAUGAAAAGUUCUUGUUUUGAAAAGGAAAAGCCCAUCAGGCGUGCAAAAACGUAACCACAAGCAGCUGCAACAUGGUAAUAAAGUCUGUAGUUUUCUUGCUUACUCGCAUUUGUUGGUCAUAACACAGUAAACAUUCCUAAAAUAUUUUAGAGUGUUUACAGAACCUUUUAUUUGGUUGAUAGUAAUUGCUACAACUCAUAAAAAUUUGGAAACUAUUGCAGGGCACCUUAUGGUAAACCUGUGGACAUCUGGGCUAUUGGUUGUAUUCUGGGAGAACUCAGUGAUGGCCAGGUAACAAAAGCAUCAAUACUUAAUGUAUGGAUGCUAUAUAAUAGAGUUGCAAUUAUAUUGAUUUUCUUCUAAGCGCUUCUAAUAGAGUUCAGGUCAUGAGAUUGCAAAAAUUGGCUCCCUUUGUGUAGAUUAAUUGUUUCCAACAUUUACAAUGUGUCUUCUAAGUAGUUAUUUUUGUCGAUGUUCUUGAAAAUACUGUUGAUGAUAAUCUCAUGAUACUUACUUUAUUUUGUCCUUUCUGAUAGCCUGUCUUUCCAGGAGAGAGUGAAAUAGAUCAAUUAUUUACAAUACAAAAGGUUGGUGCAUGACAAAAAAGUCAUAUUAGUUUAAUCAUGCUAUGUUUUGUGAAGGGAAACUCAAUAAUUGGUUAAUUUACUACCUGGUUAAUUACUCAGGGUGACUGAGAACAAUAUUUCUAUAGUUCUUACUGCACUAAACCUUUGCUUAUACUGUUUGUGCUAUAAUAGACGCAUCAAAUACAAAUGAAAUUACCGUCCCAGGUAGUUUUGAACAAUUCAAUUUAAGUUCCUUUUAUUAGCAUUUAUCAGGUUGUCAAAACAAUGAUAUAACCUUCGAUAGCCAAGCUUGGUCAUUACCAUUUCUGUUAUUAAAGUAAAUUGUGAUCAGCAUAUUACAUUUAAAAGACAAGUUUUAGUAAAGGAAAAAGUUUGAUGAUUUCUUGGGGACUGCUCAGAGCCACCUCUAAAAUGUCCAAAAAGAUAAAGUGAAAGACAUAAAAUUUUCUUUAUAUAUGCUUUGAUUCUCCAAGAUCCUACAAUUUUAAGAAAUGAGGGAGAAGUAUAGAAACCAGUUUUAUUACUGAAUUUGACAGCCCUGAAUUACCAAAACAAUUGAAUUGUAAUAUUACUUCAUAGGUUUGUGGCAGAGUAGGGGUGUAAAAUGGCAAUAUGUGAAAUAUUUCAGGUUCUAGGUGCUCUUCCACCUGAUCAAAUGGAGAUGUUUUACAGUAAUCCACGAUUUAAAGGACUCAAGGUAAACAAUCAUCUGAUUAGCUGUUUAACAUAGGUAAUGGGUAUUUUACAGUACUAUGAUGCAGAGUCAAAACCAGUUGACAAAAACUUAGGUUUUCAGGGUUUUGCAGAGCUCACUAGUGCUUUCAUUCAAUUUGCUAUUCAGUUAUAUUGAUGACAUAUAUUCUCUAUAUCAUGACAUCUGCUGAAACAAAAAACUGCUCAUUAUUGGGCUGCCCGUGAGGGCAACGCCCAAUCAAGAAUAAUUACCGUAUCCAGCUAUGUCGAAAACAGACAAAAUGGCGGGCGGAAUACCCUGAGGGCUUUGCGUGUCCCGUUCCCCCUUCAGUGGGGCCGAUUUUUGCGGGGAGGGGACGGCGAACAGAUUUAGAAGUCCGUUUUGAAACGAACUCAAAAUUAUUGCGUGGAUUUAUUGGCCCUAUAUCUAUGCCAAAUGAUUAUCAAAAUACACUAUUCGAAUAAGGUAGUUAACCUGCACGGGAGCUGCGGAAACAAUGCCCUUCCACGUCCUCACAGGAAAAGCUUCAGCUCGUUGCAAUAUUCUGUACCUGCAUGUGAAAAGUCUUUCCUUUUAAUACAAGAAAGGAAUAUGCUGUUUGCAGAUCUUACCGUCAAAUAGAAACAUAUUCACUUGGAUAGUUACAAAGGCUUUAAAUCCAAUAUCCGACAGAAAAAAACUGAAACUAAAUUUGCUCUGCGAGUUUUAAGAAACAGUUAUAUAACAAUGUUUGAAACCCAAGAAAUUGACCUUGUCACGUUUUAUAAGUAUUGAACGACAGUAAAUUUUUUUUCUGUCAUGGGCAGAGCUGGAUUGAAGGCGGGAAGAGGGUGCGUUAUUUGGAGUCCCAGUUAAAAAUAAUGCCAAUCGUUUCUUGUUUCAAAAGUAUAACUUACCUAUUUUUAUUCAUAGUGGUAGAAAUUACUUUUCAGCCCUGGCUUAAAAUGCACAAUCGGCAGACCAAUGAACCCCCAGCAUGGGGGUCUUACUGUGGAGAGAUGACUUUUUUUAAAGUGUAGUUGAGGUUCAACCGUUUAUUAUUUUAUGCUUGUUGUGACAAUGCACUAAAGGUUAAUGAAACUUCUUUCCACAGUUUCCCACCACAAUUACUCCUCAGACUUUAGGAAGGAAAUAUGCUGGAGUAAUCAGUGGAAUUAUGCUUAGCUUUAUGCAAGUAAGUGUUUUGGGUUCACAUAGGCAGCUAUAUUGACGAAAUAGUCAAGCAGAAUAUCAACAAUUGCAUUGCCAAAAUAAGGAGGGGUGCCCAAACAAGAAGCUUCCAAUAUAGCAGCCAGCUCUUACAUUGAUACUGCUCUCGUGGCUGGCCUACAUAAGAGCGCACAAUCUGUGCGACUGUCUGGAAACCGGUCGUUUCGAUACGAGUACAGUACGCUAGUACUGUUCGAUACGGUUUCGAGCAGUGAAAUUGCACAAACAUUUCGUUCACUUCAAUUAUAGUUUGUGCGUGAACAAGAAAAACAUUUUGGGUGAAUAUUCUUCGUUCUUUAAGCCAAGGACGUGAAACUAUUUACACCUCGUCUGAGUAAGCGUGUAUCGAAACGACUUUGAAAUGAGCCGUAACCGAAUGUCUGAACGAGCAAAUAGUUAUCCUUCCUUUUCUUGAAAAAUAUAUUGUUUGUUUGAAGUCCUUUCGAGUAAUGCAUAUUCAAGUUUGCCUUGGGCCGUUAAAACGCUCAAGAAGUACAGAUUUUGUCGAAAAACGGUAGAACUACUCUCUACUUUCUGGAACAACUUUUAGCAACCUGCAACAGCCUGAUUUGUUGCAAGCUGGACAGGCUUGCACGUGGGUGGUAAGAUGCGCAACUUCACUUUUCAAUUCAUUUUUCAGCAAUGUUACAAAACAAAAGUUGCAGGUUUUUGUUGCCCGUUUUACUUUUCCUUUAGCCUUACAUGUGGUUUAAUAUGCGUAGGCGCCAGGAUUCCUGCCGACCCCAAAGGAAAUGCAGGCAUACUUUGUUGUUCACUCUGUUGAAUUAAAACUUACCUGGAUGUGUUUUUAGGCAACACUACAGCUUGAUCCAAAAGACCGAUUUUCAAUCAUUGAUGCUUACAAUCACCCUGCUUUUCGACAAGAAAGGGAAACAUUUGAAAGUACAUUAAAGGACAAAGAGGGAGUUGAAAUGAAACAUGUCACAAGAAAGAAUGACAGUGGUGUUAAAUCACGACAUUUUACCCAUAAGGGAAGCUAUUCACAUGGUCUGAAACCAUCUGAGAGUUCACAAAGUGUAAAAACACAAGCUCCUCAAGAUGCAAAGAGUAAUGCACAUGGAAGUCUUCCUCUUGGCAAAGAUUUUAGUGAUGAAAAGAAACUCGUGAUGCAACAAAUGACAUCUAAAGAGAAACAUAAGGACACAAUCGUCGAUAAUGUGCAAGUCAUGAAUAGAACUAAUGAACAUGAACCCUCGGAAAUGCCGGAUAUUUCCUCAUCUGUCACUAAUGCAGAAAUGUCAGACAGUAGUUCUUCAUCAGUCAAGUCUGUGGUUUACAGUUCUGCUGAUAUAAAACCCCGUAAUUUUGUUUCGCAAGGUGGUGGAAAUAGCAGUUUGUCAAGAACAGGUUUUCAAGCAGAAGAAAGAACAAACAGAACUAAUGUUACCCAAAGUGAUAUAGGUAGUGAAGAAGACUAUAAAAUGAAGGGUAAAUCAGCUGCUAUCUCUCACGCCAGUCAUCUUGUUGCUGCUAAUUACAGCUUUUUUCCUGGAACUGAAGAGUCUGAGUUUGAACAACAAAAGAAUCCAAAGGUAUUCUGUGAAGGUCAAUCAGGCUAUGUGUACAUUAUACUGGACAGCUCAGCAUCCUGUGGACAUGAACACCUGUCCAGUACGUGCGGUCACGAAGAUUGGCACUGAAACCUAUCCGAUACGUGACAAUCCACUUUUAAGACCAGUGCAGCACAGCCUCCCACCUUUACUGACAGAAACCGCUCUAAAAUCACCGUUGUCAUGUGUGAACAAAAGUCCGAUCCGAUUGGGCUUUGGUGUCGGCCCAAGAGGUCCGUGGUAUAAUGUAGACAUAGCCUUAACAAACGCGACAACGGCAGCGAGAACGGCAUUGAAAAAAACAGUAGCUUUAUGAACAACUGUGCACUAGCCUGCGAGCGUUAGCUCUCUAUUUCGAGUGGUGAGUAAAGCAUGCCGCGCGAGCGAGAGGCGUAGGACGGACUUCUCACGCGGUUCCCAAAUUGAAAGCUUGCUUGCAGGUUAACUCUGCACGUUCAGCACCCCUUUUUGUUCAUGUCUUUGCCGUCACUGAGCGACUACGAUGUGAAACUUUCUAAUUUCACGUUUAUGGUGGCCGUGAACCCAAGACAAUGAUUUUCUUUCUUUCUCAGUCACAACUUGGAUGCAAUUUACCUCCACACCAGUUCGUCAACAUUUGACAAAUUGCACGACGUGGAAUAAUAUUGAUGUAUUUAAAGAAGCGCGAAUUCACUGUGACCUUUUCGCUGCCAACGCCGUCGUGGUUUCUUUAGCUCUCUAACGUUACGUUUAAAAUGAGAAUAAUCUUGUAUGACACUCUCACAUGCAGUCAGUCAAGAAAUGGCUAUGCUUCCGGCUAAAUACAUUGUGGCUAUUUCAUGGUUUGGAUAUUAUUUUCAGGCUUAUGGCUCAUCCACAAUUGCAGAGGAAAUAAGAAAAACAAAAUCUGUCAUCCUUGGGAAGAAAAAAGACAGAGAUGGGUCAGCUUCAGUCAAAUCCAGACCACAACAGCAUAUUUCAAGAAAUGAGGUUUGUAACUGUUACUGACCUGCACUGCUGCAGGGCAAGUUUUGUAGGGUAGGCCCGUAAUCAUCUAUGUUGUAAGUUAUGUUCCAGUUUUCCUUCCAUUUCCUGUAGCCUCUCUAACAAUAUGUACGACUUGUUGUCUUAGUGUUAAAAUUUAUUUCCUGCAGGCCUCAGAGCAUCAAACCAAACAAUCAGGAGGUAAUGUUCGACAGCAAGGUAAACCGGUUUUUAUAUAGCUGACUUGUAACUGAACCUUUUAGUUCACAAAAUCAAGUAUAGUAUAAUUAUUGCUUUGGUUGAAGUUAUUGGUUAGCCGUAUUUUAUGUUUGCUGUAAUUGUCGAAACAUAAGCGUUAGUUUAUGCCACCUGAAGGACUACUAAAUUAAGGACAGUGAGGUUCACUAGGAUAAUUUUGCUAGAAGUGAGGCGUUUAUGCUCUACACACGAUUUAAAAGUGCUUCUCAGUCACACAUUAACACCAGGAGUAAGGGAGGCUCUAAAUACCCUCCUUAUCACCUGUAGGAAAAAAACAGCAAAUAUCUUCCGGUUACUGUGUCAGGGGAAAGGGAGACUGCAAAUAUGUCGGCCUCGCUAUCCCAGAGAAGAGGAGAGAUUCUAGUACCCUUGGAACAAACACCACGUCCAGAAUGAGAUGCACAAGGGAAGGAAUGCCUUGAGAAUACAGCAUGCUAAUCUCCCUUUUUGUUGUUGCUAGAUUCUGGCACUUCCAGUCGAGAAGAAGCUCUUCAGCCGAAUUUUUCCAUUCCAAUGGGUAUGAGCACAGAAAGAAGAGGUUCUAAGUCAGACUUGUCAAUACCAAACUAUGAUUAUGGAGCUUCUCAUGUGAAACAGCGUCAGGAUUCACUGUGGUAAUGUUUUCUGUAGAUUGUGCAACUCGUUCCAGAUGCGACAAGAAUGCAGCAAGCUUGUUUCAGUUGAAAUUCUUGCCAGCGCUAUAGGAGCUACUUCAAUUUGUCUUUUUUUAAGCUUACAAUCCAACUUCCGACUCCAUUCUUACUCCCCAUUUUCAUACUAUCUGGCUGCCAGCCUAACAGCUUUAUGGUUUUGAGCGGUUUACAACCUGAUGGCCCUUCAACUUGCAAGGCAAAGCUAAAAAGCUCGCAAAGAAAAACAAGUCAGAGUGAAAACGGUAGAUUACAACUUGGUUGGUAGCAUAACCUCAACAACAAAUGUAGCGAAUGAACUGUGUUGUCCUUACAGGAGGCAAGACUUAAGUGGAGAAGAAAACCAACCUAGGAAUGUCUCAAGCCAAGAAAAAAGAGACAAGAAGAAAAAGAGGAAAAAACUUCAGCAGGUCAGUUAAAGGUUGCGUGCCUGAUUCUCUUUGAAAGUCAUGUGUUUAGGAGGAGAUAGCUUCUCAAAUACUCUGCCGUAGAAGCUUUCUCAUUGUGAGGGAAAGGGGGGGGGGGGGGGGCUUUUUCUUUUUUUUUUUCUCCCCCCUUCAACAUUCGGGUGGCUUGUUUCCUUAAACUUUUUUUCCUUCUUUUGGCCCUGCCGCUCAUCCCGGUUUCCACCCUUUCUUCUUUUUAUCUAUGGGGCGUCCGAAAAAAUCCCCCCUGAUGGCCUAGUUCGGGUUUGCCGUUGGUCGAUAGCUUUUUGUCUCUCCCUUAAGAGAAAAAAAAAAAAAGGGGAAAAAAUUUAGCGAGGUGAUUAAAGGGUUGGGUCCUGGUUUUUUUUUAAAGGGCUGUUUUUUGGGGGGGGAAGGUUUUCAAAAUCCUUGGCCUAAGAAGUUUUUCAUUUUGGGGGGAAGGGGGGGGGGGGGAGGCGUUUACUGCUAUCUUUCCUCCACCCUUCACCAGUAAGUUGGCUGUGUUCAUUAACUUAUUUUCUCUUCUUUGGCCCCUGGCGUGAUAUCCGGUUGCGACCCUUCCUGCAUUUUACAAUGGGGACAGCGCAAAAAAUCCCUCAUAUGGCCUAUAUGGGGAUCUGCCGCUGAGCGUAAGAUUUUUGUCCUCUCCUUCUCAAACAGGGUAUAUAAUUUCGCGUGAGUCUGUCCUAAACGAGGUAUAUAAUUUUCGUACGAAUCUGUCCUAAUAGCUUCAAGACAAGACGGUGUGCAUAUUAUUGUCCUUUUUCCUAAACAACGUAAUAGAAUUGAGGUUGUUGUCCUAAACAGGGUAUGUAUUUCUAGGAUUUUUUGUUCUAAAAUAGGGUCAGGGUUUGAAACCCUGAGCGGCUCACCUAUACCUAAAUUUUGGUCGAGUACCCCCUGGGGGGUUAGGCUAUUCCAGCUUUUGGUGGGAGCAAGGCUGUGGUUGACUUUUCGUUUCUUCUUAGUAGUAGAGGGUCAAUAAUUUUGUGGUUUUUGUCUGCAGAUGUCAAGUUUACCUCCUCAGUCCAAGCAUCAUCCUUUAGAAUCACAAGGGUAAGCAAACUUUCAGGCCUUGUGAUGAAAACAGAGUUUAUUCAAUGCUAGUCAACAAAACCGCGUUUUGAGUCUUUUUUUCAUUUUGGCCAUCCCGGUGUCAAGACGUUAGGUAGCCAAGACUAAAAACCUUUAUCUUCGUUGUAAUUACACGCCCUUAUCCUUAAGUGUGAAACUCUUAACCUCUGAACGUGUUUUACUGUUAGGCGCGGGUUUAAUUUAUCCCUCAUCGAUUUCUCUUCGCUCCUGUUACCAACACACUAACCCCUGAAGCAGAUUUUUUUCCAUCCCUGCCGAGUCUUAUCGACGUUUAUAACACUUUAUGUUUAUUGCAUUAAAAUUCCGAGGGAAAAUAUAUCAAUAAAAAAAGGUUUCUUUUUAUUAUUUUUUCCUUGUAGCGAAUUAAGCAGAAUGGGAGAGUGGAGUAGAAACACCGAAGUGCAGGUAGAAUACAAGAGAUUGCUUUAUUUUUUUUCUGCUGAAAAAGGAAACUGAAAAACUAUCCGGCAUUUUCUUGUUUGCAGUCUUUUGAUAUGCGUCCGCAUAAAGCCAUCGGAAAACUACCUUCCAGUGAAAAGGUACGUUUAUAUUAUGCUACCAGCGUUAACUUUAUCCCUGGUCAUGUUGAGGCAAGCCUUCUUUAUCUCUUAAUGAACCGAGUACGUUUGGGGUUUGAUUUGAGUGGCAGAAUAUAACGUCGUUGUUGUCAAUUCACUCAGUCCCACGAGUUACAAUUUUUCAUCUAUCGUGACAACUUUCCGUCCCAUGCGAAAUUGACGGAAAGUAAAAGUGGCUGGAAAGUUUCUCAUUGGCGCGAUUCAUUUUUCCUUCAAAUUAACGGGGCUUGAAGAAAAGAGAACCCUGGGUGACUCCCACCAAUUUCCCGUAGGAUGGAAUGUCGUCAUGUUUGAUCUGAUAUGGCGCUUUCCUAUGCUGAAUUUUUAUAGUCUUUGUAGAAGAAUUUCAUUGUGAUCUGAUGGAAUUUGAAGGUUCAGAAUAACUAAAAACAUUGGCGUCCUUUUAUUUAUUUAUUUAUUUGUGUUUUUAUAUUACAAAACAAUGUUUUUCCCUAGCUGCCUUGUUCGUUAAAUGCCUCGUUUUUUAUUCAGUGUUUUCUUUUGAACAGGCUGUGUCUCACCUUGGGCCACUAACAAUUAGUUCAUCUCACAAACCUCUUGGAGAAGUUCGCCUUCAGCCUCUUCAGCAUAAAAACCUCGCUCAUCUAACGCAUAACACUUAUCCAACCCGCAAACCGCCGGCGGCCAAACGUGAAAGUCCUGAAUCUCGUACUUUCGGUGCUCUAUCCCCCUGGGCAGGACAAUCCGCUUUGUCGCUUCAAGGCCACAUUCAUAAACAAACGUUAUCAGAACCAGUGAAUUUCACUUUUCCGGACAGACCUGUCAGUCCUUCUACUGAACAUUUAGCGCCCUUACCGAGAAAAACUUCCCGACCUGCGUCAGAAAGCGAAAUUGGAAAUGAAGAUCGAGACACUAAGUUGGGAACUCCAUUUACUGGACUGAAACCUCUGACUCCUCCUAAAGAGAUAACGACCAAAUCAGGAACUCGUGUACCGGAUUUAAACAAGCUGGAAGAAACUCCAUUAUAGCAUAUGCUCCCACCCGGAAAACACGGCGAACGCCGUUUUACCUACAGUGUAAUCUUGUCGAGGGUGUAUAUGGUUAUAGUCCAAUGUUAUCCUUGGUUCAAAAUGUUUCUUUUUUUAUUGUCGUUGACCUUAAGACCUAUUAAUGUUCGCAAAAACACAGUGGAAUGAAGUUGAACACACGACUCAUUGAACCCCAACAUGCACACACCGUUAAACACUUUAAUCUUGCUUUGACACAUUUUUUGUGGCUGAACACAGUUUUGCGGGCGGUCAGCGGUAACUUGCGUGACGGCGCGUGUUUUAAAUUAGACAGACAAACAUGGCGGCGUAAAAGCAAUGGUGCACAGAAGACGAUUUCUCAAAAUCUACUCAUUAGAAUUUUGUGAUAUUUGGCCGAAUUUUUCCUUUUAUCGUAUUUUAAGUAAUGAGAACUUUAAAGUGGAAUUUGAACAGACAAAUUUUUGUGACACAUUUCAUAAUUACAGUACAAUUAAAUUAUUGAUUAUCUGAAACCCUUCUGUUAAAAUUUGGUCUAAUAAGUUUCAAAUGGUAAUGAUUAAUUAUAGUAAGCUGUGUGCAAGUUUAUAGGAAAAUCUAAUGAGCGAAUUUUAUGUAAACUGAGAAAAAGUGAAAUUUUAAGGUUGCAUUCAAUCGUUCAUGUUGCCACGGAAACUACGAAAACGUCAAUUUUUACCUGUCAAUCAAAAUCUUUCAUCAGUACAUUUUUCACUUGCCAAGUUUCAGCUCGUGAACUGCAACCUUUCUCUUGCCAUGAUUUGGCAAAUGACACAUAAUCACAAACUGUCAAAACUGUGUUCAGCCACCUUAAGGAAUGGUAUUCACUGAACAACAGCUCUUUGGGGUAUUUAUACAGUUCCGGCAGUUCAUGCGUGGGAUCAAAAACCUAACGACAGGGAUUCUUUUUCAAAGACCUGGAGCAAGUAGGCUUUAGCUGUCUCUUCUCGACUUAGGUAGCCAUUUUGAUGGCCGCGUGUUUUGCUUAAAGGGACUAUGUAACGAAGAUAUUGCUGUUUUAGGUCAAUUCUGUGCUGAAGUCAUUACUUAGUGUCUUUACUAAUUCACAAACUGCUCCUGAAGAUUUAUGAUGAACACAUCAUACAUACAGCAUCAGGGGGCGCUAACGAUCAUUUUUUCGAUUAUUGUGCAGGCAUAGCAUUAAAACUAGAAAAUCCUUGCUAUCCGUUGCAACAGACCAUAGGGAACAUUUUCCGUGCCUAAAAAAAGUCUUAAAUAACAAAACUGGACCAUUUUUUUUAGAGUUCAAUUGAUGCGCCGACAAGUUUUAGCUGAAAAAAAGAUUGCAAAUAGCGUGACAUAGACCCUUCAAAAUAGAAUUUGGCAAAUCUUUGCGGAUAGUCUACCACUCAUGCCGUAUAGGAACUUUUAUAUAAGCUUGCGCUGUUGAAACGUUUAAGGGCUUGUUUACAUGCAUGGAAGUGGGGGACCCCAGGUAGGUAAGGCAACCCGGUUAGAUAGGGUAACUCGCCUGUCCAUAUAAUCUCUCAUAUGGUCACCCCAACUAUGAUGUAAACGUGAUCAAAUUGAAAUGAGAGAUUAUAUGGACAGGCGGGUUUCCUCACCUACCUAGGUUCCCCCACCUCCAUGUAAAAAUGCCCUAAGUUAACGUUUCCUUACAUGUUCAAGUCAUAACUGUAAACUGAAUAAAGGUUAAUGACUUUGUUUUCUUGGUUUUCAAAACCAUCCAGUCCAACCCUGUUGACUUAAAAAAGUUUCCGUUAUGGAUUGCUUGGUAUCGUUCCAUUGUUAAUUUAUUCGUUUUUACGUAAACUACGAGAGAAAAUUGUACAGCAGGGUGGCAUAAAUGUUAAAAAUGACGUAUGCAGACAGAAUUCGCCGCUCGUCAGGAAUAUGUAUGCCCUUUGAUCUCACCAAGACGUUUUUAAAUGUUAUAGGUCAAGCAACGGUAUUAUAGUGAAAAAGAGUUUUUGAGCCGGAAUGCUCCUAGAGGAUCUUGGAUUUUUUCAGUCGCCGUUAUUGUCAGUAAUGUUUCUCAAAUACUGUAUGCCACGUUGUUCUGGCGCAAGGUAAAUACCUUCAUUUCACUCUUCUUGUCUUUUAGGUGUAUCUAUCAUGAGUUAUCAUUAUGUCUGUCCACGCCGGAAGGGACAGAAGACCAUAAAGUAAAUACGCUACCUUUAUUAAAGUAUACUUUUAGGGUAUGGUCCGUUUAAAGUUGUAAAUAUGUUGAGGUGUAGCGAAGUGUCUGCUGCACACACGUUAUUU